GGUCCGCGGGGGCAGCGGCGGGGACGCGGGCGGCUGGGCCGCGGCCGCCCCUCCUCCGCCGCUCCGCCCCUCGCUCCCGCCCGCGGGCCGCCGCCUCCUCCUUUCUCUCUCGCUCCGUCGCUCCGGCCCGGAAUCCAUUCCGGCCCGGGAGCCGGAGCGGCCAGGCCGCGUCUGCCGACCCGCUGGCCGCGCGGGCUGCGCCUCCAGGCUGUCGCCGCGCGCCGCGGCCCAGAACGGAAGCCAGAGGCUGGUAGAGGUGGCUGUGAGCGGCAGAGCCGGAUCUGAAGCCAGGUGAGCCCGCGCUGGCCCUUCAGAAGGAGGAAGCUUCCAUGUGCACGUGCGCACACUCGGCAGAAAAAUCAGUUCAGACAGCCUGGAAGGAGACGGGUCUCCCUGCCAGAGGCGACCGCUGCAGAGCCCGGCGUGUCCUUCCAGGGAGAUCAGGCACAUAUGAGGACGCCGAGGCCCAGAGAGGGGACACAGCCUGGAAAGGCAGAGUAGGGUCUCCGAAGUUCCAGACCUUGGACUCCAUACCUGGUGUUUGAGCGGAGACCCCAGGCUGCUUCCCAGAUCCUCUGGGGCGGCCCUGCCUUCCACCAGCCAGGACCAUGGGCAGCAACAAGAGCAAGCCGAAGGACGCCAGCCAGCGGCGCCGCAGCCUGGAGCCGGCCGAGGGCACCCACACGGCGGGCGGCGCCUUCCCCGCCUCGCAGACGCCCAGCAAGCCGGCCUCCGCCGACGGCCACCGCGGCCCGGGCGCCGCCUUCGCCCCCGCGGCCGCCGAGCCCAAGCUCUUCGGGGGCUUCAACUCGUCGGACACCGUCACCUCCCCGCAGAGGGCGGGGCCGCUGGCCGGUGGAGUGACCACCUUUGUGGCCCUCUAUGACUACGAGUCACGGACAGAGACGGACCUGUCCUUCAAGAAAGGGGAGCGGCUCCAGAUUGUCAACAACACGAGGAAGGUGGAUGUCAGCCAGACCUGGUUCACAUUCAGAUGGCUGCAAAGAGAGGGAGACUGGUGGCUGGCCCACUCACUCAGCACCGGACAGACUGGCUACAUCCCCAGCAACUAUGUGGCGCCUUCUGACUCCAUCCAGGCUGAGGAAUGGUAUUUUGGCAAGAUCACCAGGCGGGAGUCAGAGCGAUUGCUGCUCAACACGGAGAACCCAAGAGGGACCUUCCUGGUGCGAGAAAGUGAGACCACGAAAGGUGCCUACUGCCUCUCGGUGUCCGACUUUGACAACGCCAAAGGCCUCAACGUGAAGCACUACAAGAUCCGCAAGCUGGACAGCGGGGGCUUCUACAUCACCUCCCGCACCCAGUUCAACAGCUUGCAGCAGCUGGUCGCCUACUACUCCAAACACGCCGAUGGCCUGUGCCACCGCCUCACCACCGUGUGCCCCACGUCCAAGCCGCAGACCCAGGGCCUGGCCAAGGACGCCUGGGAGAUCCCCCGCGAGUCGCUGCGGCUGGAGGUCAAGCUGGGCCAGGGCUGCUUCGGGGAAGUGUGGAUGGGAACCUGGAACGGCACCACGAGGGUGGCCAUCAAAACCCUGAAGCCCGGCACCAUGUCUCCAGAGGCCUUCCUGCAGGAGGCCCAGGUCAUGAAGAAACUGCGGCACGAGAAGCUGGUGCAGCUCUACGCCGUGGUGUCGGAGGAGCCCAUCUACAUCGUCACCGAGUACAUGAGCAAGGGGAGUUUGCUGGACUUUCUCAAGGGGGAGACCGGGAAGUACCUGCGGCUGCCACAGCUGGUGGACAUGGCCGCUCAGAUCGCCUCGGGCAUGGCGUACGUGGAGCGGAUGAACUAUGUCCACCGGGACCUCCGUGCCGCCAACAUCCUGGUGGGGGAGAGCCUGGUGUGCAAGGUGGCUGACUUCGGGCUGGCCCGGCUCAUCGAGGACAACGAGUACACGGCCCGGCAAGGUGCCAAAUUCCCCAUCAAGUGGACGGCUCCAGAAGCCGCCCUGUAUGGCCGGUUCACCAUCAAGUCCGACGUGUGGUCCUUCGGAAUCUUGCUGACGGAGCUCACGACAAAGGGACGGGUGCCCUAUCCUGGGAUGGUGAAUCGCGAGGUGCUGGAUCAAGUCGAGCGGGGAUACCGGAUGCCCUGCCCGCCUGAGUGUCCCGAGUCGCUGCAUGACCUCAUGUGCCAGUGCUGGAGGAAGGAGCCCGAGGAACGGCCCACCUUCGAGUACCUGCAGGCCUUCCUGGAGGACUACUUCACGUCGACCGAGCCCCAGUACCAGCCGGGGGAGAACCUAUAGAGCAGGCAGGCCAGACUGCUUCUCGGCACCAUCCUGGGCAGGCAGCCCCUGCAGGGGCUCUGGCCUCCCUCUGCCUGCCGCUGCGUCUGCGGGGCUGAAUUGCUCUGUCUUUGGGGGCAUAGAAGGGCUUUGGGACCUGGCGCAGCCCGUGAGGACGGGUCCAAGGCCAGCACAGCCCAGCGCCUGCCCUGGCCGCCUGCCUCCUGUCUACAUUCCCUCCUGAGCUCUGCCCGUCCCUGGAGGAGGAAUUGGGAAGAAGGGCUGGGCGCCAUUUUUCUAGCCUCCAACUGCUCCGCUCGCCUGGUCCCCUCCCUAUACUGAUGCCCCCAGGUCUGUCUCCAGAGCUGGCCAAAGAGCCUUUCCAAAGAGGAGUGAUCGGCCCAGCCUCGCCUGCCGCCACCCUGCCCCUCGCCCCCUCUUUCUGGAGGUGGAGGUUGCUGGGUCCAGACCCCUCUGCCGGCUGCCAGGCUCGCAGCCCCAGGCCUGGCGUGACUUGGCAGUGGUGGGUGGGGAGGACUCAGCCCUGCCCUCCGUCCACCCAAGGUACCCUUGGAGAUCUUUGAUUUCUUCCUCCCAUUUUGCCCAUGGGGAAGCUGAGUCUGGAGAGGGGAUGUGAUCGGGUUGGAGCGGGAUGGCACCUGGUGCUCCCUCCGUCUUCCUCAGGAACUGAGAGUUGUCCUCAGAGGCAUUACAGACAGAUGGGCAGCCUAGGGCCAAGGGGCCGGGUGGUUAGAGAGCAAAGUCCUGCUGCCCUGCCUAGGUCGAGGGGAGGGACAGAGGCAGAGGCGCUGCUGAGCUGGGGGGAGCACCGCAGGCGAAGGCGUGGGGAGACUCCGUCAGAACAUGGGUGGUUUGGGGUUUUUGGAGCCACUAGCCAUGAAAGGGCUCUGCUCCCGGGUUCUAGAGGCAGGGAGUAGAAGCUGGAGAUCUAUAGCAGCGAGGCCCUGGCCCCAGCCUCCGGGGAACCCAGGGCCUCUUCCCCCAGUUUGUCCUGAGCAUUUCAACCCCAGCCCCUGCUUUCCUCCCAAGCUGGCACCCUUGACUCACGAGGAGGGAGAGGAGUGCCUUGGCUGGGGUUGAAGCAGGCAAGAUGCCUACUGCCGCGCCAGGAGGGGCUGCGUGACCUCGGGUGCCCGUUGCUUCUCUGAGCUACAGCGCCUACCCCUUGUGUGGCCAUGGUCUGCAGCUGCUCAGCUCCUGUCCCGACCCUGUCACAGGGCUUCUGUGGUGAGCUGCCAGGAGACAGUGGCCCUGGCUCUGCUGUUCAGCCUUAGGGUAUGUGGUGGCUUCUGUUGGCCUUGGUGUCCCAUCUGUAAAAUGGGCAUCUGGUGAUUUGUGCGAUCUUGCCAAGGGCCCUUGUGUGUAUGUGUGUGUGUAAGUGUGUGUCUCUCCAUGUGUGUCCAUAUUUAACAUGUAAAAAAUGCCCCCCACCCCCCUGACAUGUGGUACAUUCCACUCACUGUUCCCACCAUAGCAAUAACAUUCCCGCUGCCAGGGGCUCUCGAGCCAGCCAGGCCCUGACAGUGGGGAAGGCGGCCCCGUGGUGCCUGCCUAUGAAAUUUCAACUUUCCCUUCUACAUGAGUCUGUUUCCCAGGUCUCUUCCUGUCCAUCCCGCCUGCCCCCCACUCCCAAUUCCUCCUCCAACUGCCCAAGGCUCUUUGUACAAGUUGUCCCAAUACUGUCCUAUUUUUUUUUAAAACAGUGUUUUGUAGAUUUCAGAUGACUAUGCAGAGGCCUAGGGGACCCCUGGCUCUGGGCAGGGCCUAGGGGUCCCACAUUCCAUGGCCCAGGCUUGGGGGGAGGGGGGAAUCUAGAAUUGGUUGUAAAUACUUUGCAUAUUGUCUGAUUAAACACAAAGAGACC
This is a messenger RNA of Sciurus carolinensis (gray squirrel), 4131 nucleotides long. RefSeq names its product SRC proto-oncogene, non-receptor tyrosine kinase (gene Src). NCBI's taxonomy places the organism in Eukaryota, Metazoa, Chordata, Mammalia, Rodentia, Sciuridae. Gene Ontology annotation, cellular component: extrinsic component of cytoplasmic side of plasma membrane. Bases 609 to 2267 code for a protein of 552 amino acids. The transcript is spliced from 16 exons. Gene Ontology annotation, biological process: negative regulation of extrinsic apoptotic signaling pathway; negative regulation of intrinsic apoptotic signaling pathway; epidermal growth factor receptor signaling pathway. The record is from RefSeq and is a predicted model, not a curated record. Gene Ontology annotation, molecular function: growth factor receptor binding; non-membrane spanning protein tyrosine kinase activity; ATP binding.